Frankliniella occidentalis (western flower thrips) is the source of this 5124-nucleotide messenger RNA. RefSeq names its product hypoxia up-regulated protein 1 (gene Grp170). Gene Ontology annotation, molecular function: ATP binding; ATP-dependent protein folding chaperone. Gene Ontology annotation, biological process: negative regulation of hypoxia-induced intrinsic apoptotic signaling pathway; endoplasmic reticulum unfolded protein response; cellular response to hypoxia. Gene Ontology annotation, cellular component: endoplasmic reticulum chaperone complex. Bases 176 to 3067 code for a protein of 963 amino acids. The transcript has 14 exons. The record is from RefSeq and is a predicted model, not a curated record. Lineage: Eukaryota; Metazoa; Arthropoda; Insecta; Thysanoptera; Thripidae.
UAAAGAUGUCUGCCGGCUGGGUUGUCGGCUUGCAGUCUGCUGCAAGGCUUCACUGUAGACCACUUGUACACAUGUCGGUUAUACGUGGAUGUCCGGCAUCGUACUAGUUUACGUAGAGUCCUCAAAAACUUAAUCGGUUUUUCCCUCUGGCUUCGUUUAUUUUAUGUAGUACACCAUGGGGCUGCGAAUUAAAUGCCCGCUCUUGUGGCCCCUCAUCACCACCUCCAUUCUUCUUUUAUGUGUGAAUUACUCCAACUCCCUUGCUGUGAUAAGUGUCGACCUGGGUAGUGAAUGGAUGAAAGUGGCAAUAGUUUCGCCGGGAGUGCCUAUGGAGAUUGUUUUAAAUAAGGAAUCGAAGCGCAAAACACCAGCAGUUAUAUCGUUCCGUGGUGAGGAUCGUACAUUUGGAGAAGAUGCCAUUACAGCCAGUGCUCGCUUCCCCAAACAGACAUAUGCAUACCUUCUCGACCUUGUGGGUAAAAAGGCAGACAACCCUUUAGUGAAACAGUUUCAGACAAGGUUUCCUUUCUACGACAUUAUUACGGACCCCGUCAGAGGGACUGUCCUUUUUAAACAUGAUGAUGGAGUCAACUACAGCCCAGAAGAGCUUCUGGGUAUGCUGCUUCACCGAGCAAAAGAAUUUGCGGAAAUCUCAGCUGGCCAGGCUGUUAAUGAAAUGGUCUUGAUUGUUCCUGGCUAUUUUAAUCAAGCCGAAAGACAAGCAAUGCUGCAGGCUGCAGAUUUGGCUGGCUUCAAAGUUCUUCAAUUGAUGAAUGACUAUACCGCAGUUGCCUUAAAUUAUGGCAUCUAUCGGCGUAAAGACUUCAAUGAAACAGCGCAAUACGUUAUGUUUUAUGACAUGGGUGCAACAAGUACAACAGCUUCCAUAGUGAGCUAUCAAGUGAUCAAGACCAAGGAAAGAGGUUUUGUUGAAUCUCACCCUCAGGCAUCUAUCAUUGGUGUUGGGUAUGAUCGUAGUCUUGGUGGCCUUGAAAUACAACUCCGUCUUCGCGACUAUUUAGCUCAAAAGUUCAACGAUCUUAAGAAAACACCAAAUGAUGUUUUUAAAAACCCUCGUGCUCUUGCAAAGCUCUUCAAAGAAGCUGGUAGAGUAAAAAAUAUACUUAGUGCAAAUGCAGAUCACUAUGCACAGGUUGAAGGCCUCCUAGACGAUAUUGAUUUGAAGAUUCAGGUGACUAGAGAACAGUUAGAAGACUUAUGCAAAGACAUUUUUGAUCGUAUUCGUGGCCCUGUGGAUCAGGCUCUUAAAGUAUCUGGGUUAAGCAUGGAUGUUAUUAGCCAGGUUGUGCUGGUUGGAGCUGGUGCUCGAAUGCCCAAGGUACAAGAACGUCUUCAAGAGGCUGUGAAGAUGGAUUUGGCGAAGAACAUCAAUGCUGAUGAAGCAGCUGCAAUGGGUGCUGUUUACAAGGCUGCCGACUUGAGUACUGGGUUUAAAGUUAAACCUUUCUUAACAAAGGAUGCAGUAAUUUUCCCUAUUCAGGUAACAUUUGAACGUGAAGUUGAAGGCCAAACAGUCCCAAAGCAGAUCAAGCGUCUUCUUUUUGGUCCUAUGAAUCCAUACCCUCAGAAAAAAGUCUUAACAUUUAACAAGCAUACUGAUGACUUUUCUUUCAAUGUCAAGUAUGCUGAUUUAGACCAUAUCCAAGAAAAUGAAGUUAAGAAUAUUGGUUCUCUUGACCUUCGCACAGUAUCCUUGAGCGGUGUGUCUGAAGUUCUUAACAAACAUAAGGGUCCCAAUGCUGAAUCAAAAGGCAUCAAAGCUCAUUUUUCGAUGGAUGAAAGUGGAAUUCUGAGUUUAUUGAAUGUAGAGCUGCUUGUGGAAAAAAAUUCUACAGAUGAUGAGGAAUCAACUUUUUCUAAAUUAGGAAGCACUAUCAGUAAACUUUUCACUAACCCAGAUGAAGCAGAUUCUGAGAAGACAGGGGAAAAGCCUAUUCAUGAAGAGCCUGAAGAGGGUGGUGAGGAAAAAGAUGCCAAAGAAGGCAAAGAAAAGGAAAAGAAAGAAGAUAAACCAGAUGAAUCAAAGACACAAGAAACCAAGUCAGAUGAUAAAGCAGAUGAUACUAAAAAAGAUGAAAACAAGAAAGAUGAAAGUGAGAAAAAGGGUGAGAAAAAGACUUUAACAAAAUUACUAAAAGAAAAGAUUUCUACUGAGGAGGAACAACUUGGAGUUAUUCCUAUGAGUAAGGAUGCUUUACAAGAAGCUUUUAGAAAGAUUCAAACCCUUAAUGAAUAUGAUUUCCAACGUAAUCGUCGUGAAAGUGCCCUUAACGCAUUAGAAAGCUAUGUUUUUGAUGCCCAAAAUAAGUUGGAAGAGGAGGAUUAUCAAGCUGCUGCUACCAGUGAAGAAAUUGAAAAAAUAAGACUUGGUUGCUCUGAGAUCUCAGAUUGGUUGUACGAAGAUGGUUCUACAGCUGAUGCAGAAGCGUAUGAAGCCAAGUUAUUGGAUCUUCAGAAAUUGACUAAACCUCUUUAUCUCCGGGUUGCAGAGCACCGUGAGAGACCUGACGCAAUUGCUGCUUUGCGAACAGUUUUGAAUGGUAGCUCUACAUUUCUAAAAGAUGCUCGUAAUGUAACUGCUGCUAAACUAGAAGCAGAAGAAAGUUGGGUUUUCACAGAAAUUGAACUUAAUACAUUAGAGAAACAAAUUAAGGAAACAGGGGAGUGGCUGACCAAAAUGGAAAAAGAACAAGCUGAACAGAAACGCUCUGAAGCUCCAAAAAUGUCUAUCAAAUCCAUCAGUGACAAAAUUAAUAACCUGGACCGUGAAGUAAAAUAUUUAGUUAACAAAGCCAAGAUCUGGAGACCACCCAAGGCCAAAGAAGAUUUGAACAAUGAUGCGAAAAACAGCACUGAGAAGAAGAAGGAAACAAAGGAAUCAAAAGACUCGAGUGCUGAAGGAAAAGAAGACAAAAAAGAACAGUCUGAAAAAUCAACACCCACUGACGGCCCAGAAAAAGUUGCUAAGCCUGAUUCCUCAGAAAAAGAAAUCCCGGAUCCUUCCAAACCAGGUGAAUCAUCAGAUGUUCCACACUCAGAACUUUAGAAAAACUUAAUCUAAUAACUGUAUUCAAGAUGUAGCUCCAAAUAGGUGAUUUUACACACCUUAAAUACUGUAAUACACAUUUUACCAUAUGGUUUUGUUCUGUGUAAUCUACGACAAAUUAGUCACUGGAAUUACCAAAUAAUUUAAAAUCAGAUUGUGUCUAUUUGUUUAUUCAAGAGACAAAAUAUAAUUGAGAGUGGAAUAUAUGAACUGGUAGCUCAAUUCAAUUCCGAGUUCAAUUCAGUAUGAAGGAGAGUGAGCAACUAUGUCUCUUAGGUCAUGAGACAUUGACAUUUAGCUAAUUUCUUGCUGCUGUUGUCUGCAAACAAUUGUAUUUCUACCUCAUGUAUAGCUCUACUCCCUGAUUUUGUAACUCUUAAUUUGGGAGAAAGUGAACUUUAAGCAUUAUCACUUUAGACCCGAAACAGUGAAACUUAACACAAUGACAAGAGACUGAAUGAAUGAAUGAAUGAAUCAUGCAUGAAUGAACUGAUUUAAGUUCUGAGGAUAGAAGCUCGAAAACCAACAAUGUUAUGCUUAACAUCAUAUGCACAUCUAAUCAUUAUUUUUGUAACUUAUUGAUUUCUAAGAAAUCUCCAUUAGACAAACAAACUGAUGUUGAAAACUUUCCUACUUUGUGGAUUAUUUUUGUACAGCUAAUGGAGCCCUUUUUGAGAUCUAACUGGCUUGUUACAUACAAUUUCUCUUUACCAAAGUACCUACCUACCGUAUGUGUAUUUUAGAUCUUGAGAACCUGCAGAGGCAGAAACUUCCAGAUUCCAAACUUCCCAUUUAUGAAGGUGCUGUACAUUAGCCAUGCAUUUUAGUGUUAGCAUUCCACAAUUAUCAUCAAUUAUGAAGAAACAAGUUUAAUAUUAUUUUUGUUGUGAUAGACAUGCUAUUGGGCAUAACUUAACUAAAUAAGGAAAUGUUUCUUGAAAAGAGGAAGUAUCUAAUUUUUCUCAUGUUGCGAUCUCCACACUGGCAGGUCUGCAAGUUUUAACAUUUGAAGUGAGUCUGUUUUUCACACUGUGUGCAAUGUUAGUGUAAUUAAUUGCAGAAUAUCUUCAGAGUCAUCAGAUGAGAGACCUGCUCCCCCCUUUUACACAUGAAAAAAACCCAUAAAAAACCUUAAUGGUUCAAAUUUUUUUCAGUCCUUUCAUUCAUUAAUUUAUCACACAAUUUUUACUGAUAUCUGCGAGUUUAAUGUAGCGUGUUGUGUUAUUCACAUGUAAGAUAUAAUUGAGGGAUUUACGUGAUACAGAUAUUUUUCUUUUAACAAUGUGUCAAACAAUUUCCUUUCAUUGAAGUUCUUUCAAUGAAAUUUCUCAUUCUUACAGAAUGUCAUAGGAGCAUUAAGUCAAUCUCAUCCUUAGGGAGUUGACUUCCUGUAUUUAUUUGGGGUGCUUUAUUUAUUAUAUUGGUAACUGAAUGGUCUUACAGGAUUUAACACCAUCAUCCUUUUUUCUACCACUCUUAUUUCCUUAGUUGUCAUGGGUGUAAGUACUACAAUAUCAACAUUUCUUCAAAUGCAUUCCUAAUCCUGACCUGUUUCAAACCAACACCUCCAAACUUGUAUUUAACACCCAGUUUGCGUGUGUGUGCAAACGCACAAUCAAUUUAGGUGUAUGGUUUUUUAUGCACCCCUAAACAAAGAGAUUUUAAGCAGACUAUCAGUAAGCUUUUUUUACAAACACAACUGUUUGAGUGUUUGAUUCCGAAGUUUCAUUCUCACGUGUUAACAUUUUCCCCCCUGUCUAGCAAUAUUCCUCAGGGGCUCAUUAUAGAAAGUUAUCAAUGUUUGUCACUGAAAAGUGAAAUAUUUGUGAUGUUAUUUAUUUUGCUGCCUGUGUAUUGUUUUUUUCACACAAUUGUGAAAUGGCAGGAACAUUAAUGCGGCUUUGUCAAUAAGUUUAAUACACAGUUCCAUCUGUGUUCGAUUUCUGUGAUUUACUGUUUUCUUGCUGUAAGUCUGCUUCAAUAAGAAAGAAAGACGAAACUAUUGUGAAAACUUCAUGUACUUCUGAGAUGAAAAUAAAAAGUGAAACUAAAUUUUA